This is a messenger RNA of Saccostrea echinata, 1507 nucleotides long. RefSeq names its product UDP-GalNAc:beta-1,3-N-acetylgalactosaminyltransferase 1-like. NCBI's taxonomy places the organism in Eukaryota, Metazoa, Mollusca, Bivalvia, Ostreida, Ostreidae. Gene Ontology annotation, molecular function: hexosyltransferase activity. Bases 306 to 1331 code for a protein of 341 amino acids. The transcript has 2 exons. Gene Ontology annotation, cellular component: membrane. The record is from RefSeq and is a predicted model, not a curated record.
GAUUUAUUUGUAUACCCUGGCAUUUAUGUUUUAUCAAUACAAUAUAUAUGGUGUCUGAGGGAUGUUGGAAGUUUACCAUUGUUUCAAAGACUGGCCAUCUAUAACCAUGCUGCAGUCAAGCUGAAUGGAGUUAUCCCAGGGGGUUUGAAGUGGAUCAUAGAGAAGGUAUAAAAUAUAUGGCCUUACUAUCACAGGUCAAGAUGGAAAAGACCAACAAUCAAGAAAUUCUGAAAAUAAUCUACAGAUCGAGGUAAAUAUUUUUGAUGACACAACAACCACCAGAGUGUUGAAUCGGUGAAAGAAAAAUGAGAUUUACAAAUUUCCGAUGGAAAUUACUUGGACUGCUCGUUGGUGUUAUUUUUGUGUGGAGUUUGUCAAGUUCCAAAGGAAAUCAGAAUGAAUUCUCUGAAGAAUUUGAGUUUCCAAGGUCUGUGUGCAAUGAUAGUGGGGAUAAUAUAUAUGUCAAUCAUUUUUAUCUCCAUAACAACCCAAAGAACCGAAACCACUCAUAUUCCUUGAGGGCACAAAACCCCUUCAGUAUUCAAAACCCUGGAUUGUGUUUUGAAGAACACUCAUUGGAUUUUCUUAUUCUAAUCAACACAGAACCUAAUCACUUUCUUCGGAGAAAAGUCAUUCGUGCUACAUGGGGAAAUGUGAAUUUACCUCAGUAUCAAAAAUUUGGAAAUUUCAAGAUUCUCUUCAUUGUAGGCCAUUCAACCUCUAAAAAAAUUCAAAAAGCCAUUGAAAAAGAGGCAGCACAGUAUGGUGAUAUUUUACAGGGAAGGUUCUCAGAGGCACCGAACAAUCUCCCACAAAAAGCUCUGAUGGCCUUGAGAUGGACAGCCGAAUAUUGCCUCAAGGCCAAAAUGAUCAUCCGCAUCCAGGACACUGUGCUUCUAAACAUGUUCGAAAUUUUACGAGAAUACAAACCCAAAUAUUCCUGUACCAAAAAUUUAUUAAUGUGUAAAUUCAUCAAAGAGAGGAUAAAAUUCAUGGAUUAUGAAAAACUAAAAAGGAUGAAACUGACUCCCACCAUUAUCCACUGUGUUGGAAAAGCUGUGAUAAUGACUCGAGAUAUGCUUAUCUCCCUUUACCAUGCCGCCCCACAUAUGACCCCAUACUGGUCAGAUGACAUGUAUAUAUAUGGAAUGUUGCCGGCUCAGAUUCGGCAGAAAACUCUCAAACCUUUGCGACUUUAUGAAGGAAAUUCUGAUCAAGCAAUAGACUGCUAUGAAACAAAUCUACACAACUGUGGAUUAGUUGCUAUUGAUACCCAAACAAGAAGCCAUCACAAUAUUAUAUGGUCUCAUAUCAAACAUUACUUUGCAUAAUGUUGGCAUUUAAUAGUAAUGGUGAUAUUUCGUUUUAUUGACUUCCGCAUUCUUUUAUGGCCCUUUAUUACCAGGCUUUUCUCAUAUUUCUAUUCCACUCCUUAGAUGGCAAUCAAACCAGCCUAAAUGAUAAAUUUUUAUCACCUCAAUUUUGUUAUUAAAAUAACUAAAUCAAG